Molecule: messenger RNA, 1329 nt
Organism: Solea senegalensis (Senegalese sole)
Lineage: Eukaryota; Metazoa; Chordata; Actinopteri; Pleuronectiformes; Soleidae
Gene: caly
Product: calcyon neuron-specific vesicular protein
Exons: 5
Coding region: 249-881 (210 amino acids)
Biological process (GO): clathrin coat assembly; endosomal transport; G protein-coupled dopamine receptor signaling pathway
Cellular component (GO): endosome; membrane
Molecular function (GO): clathrin light chain binding
Source: RefSeq, a predicted model, not a curated record
UUUGCCCGCGGUCGCGUCGCGUGGAGAUGCUCAGCGUCACUCACUGCUCUGCCACUUUCCACCGGAGGACGCAGCCGCUUCGCUCCAGCCUCGUUACAUGCGCAGUGCUGCCGUGAAUCACACAUCACCACGGCAACCGCUGCUCACGCCGAGUCCCCGUCAGCAGCAUCAGUGAGGUCCGACCAUCCACAGGCGAGCGGAGAGCACAGAAACACGACCACACUCUGUCCAGUCAUUUCCAGGCAGCCAUGGUGAAGCUAGGCAGCAAUCUGUCAGGGAAGCUGGAGAAACAGCCAUCUGUGGACGAUGGCUUUGAUAACAUCCCCCUCAUUACGCCCCUGGAGGUCAACCAGCUCCAGCACCCAUUCUCAGACAAGAUCAUUGUGAAGACGUCGACGCAGUACCAGCUGCAGCAGAAGAAUAAGAACAAGCUGUACGUGCCAAACAUCAGGAAGCUGAACAUUAACUUCUACAGUGACGUUUCAGAUAAAGCCAAGAUCACAGGCUUGAUCCUCAUCACUUUGGCCUUUUUGACCAGCCUGCUCCUCCUGCUCAUGUACAAGGCCAUGUGGUAUGACCAACUUACCUGCCCAGAGGGAUUUAUCCUUAAGAAGCACUGCAGCCCGACAGCUCUGGAGAUGUACUUCACAGAGCAGCAGCAGCAACAGCAGCAGCAGCAGCAGCAGCAGCAGCAGGGGCCAGGCGUCCACGGCAGCAUCAGCACUGGCCUGUACACUGCGCUCAGCCACCUUAACCAGGUCAGGAGGCCUGGACCUGAGCUGCCAUCACCAUGGUUACCAGUAAUCAGCGCUCUGAAGGAGGCUGAGGUGGCCAAACAGGGCAGCGAGGCACUGAAAAGAAAGCCAGAAGGAGAGGUGUGAAGGGUCUGAUGGAAAUGUAUGAAGGUGUAAGAGAAAGACACAGUGAUGUGUGUGUGUCUGUGUCUGUGUGUGUGUGUGGGCACGACUUCAGAAUAUGUUUCCAUUGUCUGUUUCUGAGUAUGUGCCAAACAUUUCACUCAAUGGUGUAAAUUACGAGUUUAUUCGACAUCACUUUUCUGUUGACAUUUAGUAGCAAAUACUUCAUAUUUAAUAGUUCAGAUACUCUACUACUUUGUGUGUUUACCUCUAAAAUCAUCGCUGUGGUCGCAGGUGACAGUGACUCACUGUUGCUGCUGCAGCCCCAUUAAUUAUGGCGUGUUUCCAUUAUCCAGUUCUAGUGCUAUACUCGGCUCUACUCGGUUUGGGUAUCGGGCAAGGUUAUUAUAGUUAACAAAAACUAACGAAAUAGCGAAAACUAAAUUUGAAAAAAAAAAAAAGUUUUUGUUAA